Molecule: messenger RNA, 1337 nt
Organism: Exaiptasia diaphana
Lineage: Eukaryota; Metazoa; Cnidaria; Anthozoa; Actiniaria; Aiptasiidae
Exons: 1
Source: RefSeq, a predicted model, not a curated record
GUCAUUUAGUCACGCGAUCAGCGUUUCCUGCUAAAAAUCUCUAAACAACAUAGAAUUGCUAUAAGGCAAGGUAACAGGUAGUACCAUAUAAUAUGAAUGAUUCUUUAAAACCCAUGAUUGACUACACAUCAGAAAARGACUAUAAAUCCAUGUCUAGUACACCUUGGAAUAAUUCGYCWCAAAGUUCCUGCUCUSGAUGUACAAGCGAAUUCGACGAAACUCCAGAAAGCGAAGAAAUCCCUCUCAACAUUGACAAKCAGCUCUCAUUCAUCAUCAGUWUUCUCAAAGUCUUGGGUAUUGUGAAACUGAGAGGAAAACUUGGCUCAUUGAUUAUAUGGAUUACACUUCCUUUAAUKUGGGUUCCUGUUGUAUAUUUAAGUAUAUGCAUCAUGAAAGCAAAUCAUGUGAUGGCAUCGCCGAGCGGACUYCCAACAGUUUUGCUCUUUGCUGGCAUGGCUGGAUCACAGUUAUUUGGCGUGCGAUACUCAACAAGCCACUACAGAGAUCUCAGGGCAAAYAUAAGGCUUGCCUUACGACGGGGAAAUCUAAGGAGAGAUGCGUCAAUUCUUUUGAGUGCUUCAGUGAUACUUCACGGMGUUUAUCUAGCAUUGUUACUACACUUAUACCUCAGGCAGCCCAUUCCAAUACCCUGGAUUGGAAUUAUUUUUGUCUACUUUCUCGGAUUCGGCUUUUGCUCUUUCGUAUGCAUCGUUAUGAAUGUCUUAUUUAGCACCGUUUGCACUUCCAUUCGAAUCAAAAUUCAUGACUUUAAGGAGCGUCUGCGGAAUUGGAAACAUGGACUGUCAGAAGCUCUAAACGAAUAUAACGAAAUUUGUGWUUUUAUGAAUCGUCAGUCGGAAGCAAUAAAAUGGUGGAUUCUUUGUAAUUUAUUGAGUUUCAUAACUAUUUGGAUUGUCGACUUUCAUCUCUGGCAAAUUCUGGGCUCGGCCAAGGUACACACGGACGUAGCACGACUCGUACUGUAUAACUGCAGCUGCUACGAAGGCUAUAAUGGCCAUGAAGACAAAUACAUCCCAAUCAAGGAUAUUACCGGUUGCGAAAUAUUAUUUUCGUUUCUAGUGUUCUUUCUGUUCACUUCUCCUCUCUUUUGGGCAGCAAUGGUAUCUGUUGAUUGUAACGCUUUCAAGGAAUGGGUCAACAAAAUGCAAACUCACACGGAUGAUAAACCUUUAGGAGAAUUCAGCAUUAAGACACUGGAUUUCUUCAUCAACCGUGUCCAAAUGGCCAACUAUUUUGCAUUUAGGUUGUUUGGUAUCAAUAUUACUAAAUUGGUAUAUUCCGUGACUGGUUUGAUGACGACUGUUCAAGUUGUUCUC